AUGGCACCACUUCCUGAAUUGCCUCAGCCAACAACACGCUUCUCCAUACAUGAUCUCGAGGACGAAGAGUUCUUCAGCGCACCACAGACCCGUCAUACCAGCAUUGACCCAGUCAAGGCCACGCUGCAGAAUCCAGAUCAUGCAAAACCGCAUCAUGAGCCUUUGGUCCCGGUUUGCGAAGUUAGCCAUCCGCUCGCAGACACAACUGGCACAGCUUCGGCGGACAGCUGGCGACAGAGGUUCACCACCCCUUGGAGUCACAAACAUGAGUCUGCCCACGACCAUCUUCCCUUCAAAGUCCUUCGGCGACUACUCAAGGGAGAUCGAGCCCGCAGAGACUCCGCCCACGACACGAUAGAUCCCCUCGGUCAGACUCAGUUUGAAGGGGCCUCCUUCCUAGACGUGACAUGCCCUUUACACCAAGUCCCGCACGCGCCCUCGUCCAAUAGCGCGGAAACGACCUCGGCCGCGGGUACUCAGCCGGAGAAGUCAUUCCGAAAGGACCAAGCGGUCGGCACAAUGACUAGCAGCCCUUCUGCAAUAGAAUACACAGAUGACGAGAAUGCCGAAGUCAUUGUCGAACGAAUCCGAGACUACCUCGCCACUCGCCGGUACCCAUACACUACCAUGAUGGGUGAUGCGUGUUUAAGGAACGAGAACACUCCGCCCAAAGACACUAGAAGUGGCCCUUGGGGCGACCAGCGCGAGUUGUACUUGGUCAAUGUUACCGACGUUGCAAUAAUAUUAGAGAUUGUCAUUACAGGAAUGAGCAAUCUGAGCAAUGCCAAAAAUGGGCUUGCCUUUGGCAAAAGGCUAAGGGGUUGUGAUUCUGGACCUUCGGCCGGGCCACUGGCUCUGCUAUUUGGUCAGCGUCGAGUGGAACGUGGAGAGCAAGGUGGACCAAGUUUCACGACUGUUGGUGCCACAAAUGAGGGUCCCGAGGAGGAGGCGGAUCUCACAAGUGAGCGGCAGCAUCAAGUUGCGACAGGAUCCAAAGUGCUGAAUGUGCUGAGGCGCUACAGCUUCCUGCCAAUGAUCGACCAGACGCCCGAGAGUCUCCGUCAAGCAGCGCUUGCUCCUAAGAACUCGGACCAAGUGCCCAUGCGAAGCCAUGGAUCAGACCGGCCUUCAAGUCAAGAUCUGCUUCAGGAGAUUCUCGACAAUGCAUUUCAGUCGCUCAAAGCGCAGAAUAGGGUCUGCAGAAAGCACCAGGGUUGA
Molecule: messenger RNA, 1218 nt
Organism: Microdochium trichocladiopsis
Lineage: Eukaryota; Fungi; Ascomycota; Sordariomycetes; Xylariales; Microdochiaceae
Exons: 2
Coding region: 1-1218 (405 amino acids)
Source: RefSeq, a predicted model, not a curated record